Messenger RNA from Lachancea lanzarotensis, 1047 nucleotides. It is a transcript of the gene CAK1, whose product is annotated as LALA0S15e00430g1_1. The record is from RefSeq and is a predicted model, not a curated record. The coding region runs from base 1 to 1047 and encodes 348 amino acids. Gene Ontology annotation, molecular function: MAP kinase activity; ATP binding. NCBI's taxonomy places the organism in Eukaryota, Fungi, Ascomycota, Saccharomycetes, Saccharomycetales, Saccharomycetaceae. Gene Ontology annotation, cellular component: cytoplasm; nucleus. Gene Ontology annotation, biological process: protein phosphorylation; intracellular signal transduction. The transcript has a single exon.
AUGACUACCGAUUUGGGUCAACUGGUCGUAUCAACAAGGUUCUCCAGCAUCUACCAAAAAGGAAAUCGGGCCUUUAAAGUAACACCAAUAGCAUCUGUGGUGAAACCACACGAUCCGAUCGUCGAGCUGGAAUUGUUAAAGUUGAUGCAAGAAUCAAGAAACGAGCAUAUCAUUCAGCUGCUUUCAUUUGAGGUCAAAAACGGUGUGGUUACACUACAGUUUCCAUAUAUUCAAUUGAAUCUGCACCAGUAUCUAUUGGCACAUUACCAGAAACGUCGCUGGAACCCUUACCUGCUGGACGAUAAUCAAACUACACAGUCUUCUCAGCAUAUAAACAAGUUACCUCUCGAGCAAGCUAUUGGCUUUUUCCAGCAAUUAGCCUCAGCACUGGAGUUUAUACAUUCAAAGGACAUAAUACACCGCGACUUGAAGUUGCAGAACGUUCUGGUAAAGGAAAGCGUUGCGAAUGAGCUCCCACGCCUUUCGGUGAUUGACUUCGGGAUCGCGUUCCACCCUGAGGUGUCCCAGGAGCCUCCUGACACCAAAAUCACAGAUGUGUCCACUUCUAUCUACAAGGCUCCGGAAUUGUUGUUCAGCGUUAAAAACUAUACAGCUGCGGUAGAUAUCUGGGCUCUGCUGGUCAUAGUAUCGCAACUGUACCAAAGAAGCAGUUCAAGCGAAAAAUACAUUCCGGCGUUUGUGGACGACGGAUCUGAGGAAUUGGAUCAGGGCAGCGACAUCCGAUUGAUUUCGUCAAUUUUCCACAGUCUUGGCAUUCCUGCGCUACAAGACUGGCGAGAAGUCCGUGAUCAUGGGUCUCCGGCGUUCGAAGGCAUGUUUGGAGCAUCUGGUGACGGCAAUUACAUUGAAAAUCAACUGGAAUCCGUUCAACGAGAAAAGUGCCUGCACUCGUUCCCACGUUUGGAAGAGGUUAGCGAGCCUUCCAGAACGAUUGUCGUCGAUUGCUUGCUGCGAAUGGCAUGCUUUGAAUCCACCAGAAGGGCAACCUCAGAAGAAAUUGUACGCUCGUUGCAUGAACUGGAAUGA